AUGAGCUCUCUUCGCGGUUCGGCGGCGUCGGACGGGAGCGCAGACGUGUCGUGCCGGACAGAAGACGCUGGCGACUCUACGACGCUGCUCUACUCGGUCAUUCGACUCAUCUUUCGCGCCACCGGCUUCGUCUUCUACGCCACGACAGAGUGCCAUGGCGUCGAGGACUUUCCGGCGGCCGGCGAGCCGACGCUGCUCUGCUUCAACCACGGCAACGGGCUGGCCGACCCGCUCUGCCUCAUCAAGGCGACGCCACGGAUGGUGCGCUUCUGCGCAAAGGACACGCUCUGGAAGGUGCCCAUCAUGGGAACCCUUAUCCGCAACUCCGGCGCCGUCCCAAUCUACCGGCAGCGCGAGCACGGCGACCAGGCAAAGGACCGGAAUCUGGAGGUGUUCCGCACGGUGAUCGAGGUGCUGCGGGCGGGAGGAUGCCUCGGCUUCGCGCCCGAGGGCGUCUCGCGCUUCCUGCCCUACAUGGAGCAGCCGUUCAAGACCGGA
Molecule: messenger RNA, 498 nt
Organism: Emiliania huxleyi CCMP1516
Lineage: Eukaryota; Haptophyta; Isochrysidales; Noelaerhabdaceae
Exons: 1
Biological process (GO): phosphatidic acid biosynthetic process
Molecular function (GO): 1-acylglycerol-3-phosphate O-acyltransferase activity
Source: RefSeq, a predicted model, not a curated record